This is a messenger RNA of Anopheles gambiae (African malaria mosquito), 306 nucleotides long. The record is from the annotation of a RefSeq genome assembly. NCBI's taxonomy places the organism in Eukaryota, Metazoa, Arthropoda, Insecta, Diptera, Culicidae.
AUAUUAAUGGCAAAUAUAUUUUUAAUAUUUUAUUUAUCAAUAAUUAUGUUUUUAUUUGGUUGUAUAGUAUUUGUUUCUAAUCGAAAGCAUUUAUUAUCAACUUUAUUAAGACUUGAAUAUAUAGUAUUAAGUUUAUUUAUUUUUUUAUUUUUUUAUUUAAAUUUUAUAAAUUAUGAAACUUAUUUUAGUAUAUUUUUUUUAACUUUUUGUGUAUGUGAAGGGGUUUUAGGUUUAUCAAUUUUGGUUUCUAUAAUUCGUACUCAUGGUAAUGAUUAUUUUCAAAGUUUUUCUAUUUUACAAUGUUAA